CUCUGCUCCACGGGCGGAAGAGGCGGCGGCGGCAGGAGCGGCGGCAGCGGCGGCAGGAGCCAAGGAGCAGGCUCCAGACGCUGCUUAGGAACCGGGGACCCAGGAGUGCCCGCACCCUGAGCUCUCAGCUCCGGAGGCGUCAUGGCAGAGUACGGGACUCUCCUUCAGGACCUGACCAACAACAUCACCCUCGAAGAUCUGGAACAGCUCAAGUCAGCCUGCAAGGAGGACAUCCCCAGCGAGAAGAGUGAGGAGAUCACUACAGGCAGUGCCUGGUUUAGCUUCCUGGAAAGCCACAACAAGCUGGACAAAGACAACCUAUCCUACAUUGAGCACAUCUUUGAGAUAUCCCGCCGUCCUGAUCUACUCACUAUGGUGGUUGACUACAGAACCCGUGUGCUGAAGAUCUCGGAGGAGGAUGAGCUGGAUACCAAGCUAACCCGAAUCCCCAGUGCCAAGAAGUACAAAGACAUUAUCCGGCAGCCCUCUGAGGAAGAAAUCAUCAAAUUGGCUCCCCCACCAAAGAAGGCCUGAGCAAAGGGGAGGAAGAGGAGGAAGGUUGGAUCUUCAUCAGACCACUCCCUUCCCCGUCCUCAAUGGGAGGGGCUAGGGCAACCCCCCUGCCCCGUACCCACUUACUAACUUGGUCCUAACCCCCUUACUAUGCGCGUGUGUGUGCGUGUUCACACGCUCUGGCUGUCUGUCUGUCUAGCUCAUCUAGUUCCUCCUCCUCAUGAGGGGACUGGAGUCAGGGGAGGGGGAGCUUAAUUUCCCCACUAUAGGGGAGGUGGAAGCUAUUUCUAUGUAAAUAGAAAUUGGCACAUUCCUCCUCCUCCCCUUUCCUCCACUCUUCCCCCACAUCUUUAAAGUAUGGAAGCAGAAGGACCUGCAUUUUCCUACACUGAGGAGCUAAGGUGAAGAUGAGGUAUGGGAGAGAUGGUUAGAGCUACAGAAAACCAAUGGGGAAGGAAGAUAAGAGCUACUCAACCUCUACCUGGAAGGGGAAAGAAGAGCCAGAAUUCAGUGUUUGUAAAUCUGUGCUGGACUGGCUAGAACCCAGUUUCCGGCCAUUCCUUAGGCUGAAGUUCUGAGUGCCAGCAGGCCCUCUUUUAUGCCCUUGUCACAGGCCUGGGAUAGAUAUGAGCCAGAAAUCUUAAUGAGAAGACCACUAGAUCCUUUCCUGGCCCCAAAAAUCAAACCCCAUGGAGAAGCCAGCAUUUGAUGUCCUCAACUUCUACUCUGGAGAGACUAUGCUGGGACCCAUGCACUACUGAGCCUGAGAUAGGGAUGCAGACAGAGACAGGCCCACUUUCUAUUUCAUUCCUGAACACAGACUGUUGAAUAUACUGACCCUGAGCCUAGGGAGGUUGGGGAAUGAGAUCUGUAGGUUUUAACCUCAACCUGCCCAAACCUACAGGGUCCCGAUAAGGCAACCUUCACACUCUCCAGUUUCGAAUUCCCCAAGCAAGAAAGUUAAUUACAGUGGUUUCCUCUGCACUGACACUGAUUACCACCCCAAUUCAAUCCAGGAAGGGACUUGGUAACCUUUCUCAUUUGGGUUUGUGGAUGCCUCCAAGCCAAGUCACUAGAGUACAGUGAGUGAACCCAGCCUCCUACCUGUCCCAAGAUGCCCUUCCCCAUCUUGACCGUGCUAACUGUGUGUACAUAUAUAUUCUACAUAUAUGUAUAUUAAACCCGCACUGCCAUGUC
Peromyscus eremicus (cactus mouse) is the source of this 1710-nucleotide messenger RNA. It is a transcript of the gene Pea15, whose product is annotated as proliferation and apoptosis adaptor protein 15. Gene Ontology annotation, molecular function: protein binding. Bases 142 to 534 code for a protein of 130 amino acids. The transcript has 4 exons. Gene Ontology annotation, biological process: negative regulation of extrinsic apoptotic signaling pathway via death domain receptors; MAPK cascade. Lineage: Eukaryota; Metazoa; Chordata; Mammalia; Rodentia; Cricetidae. The record is from RefSeq and is a predicted model, not a curated record.